Molecule: messenger RNA, 852 nt
Organism: Baudoinia panamericana UAMH 10762
Lineage: Eukaryota; Fungi; Ascomycota; Dothideomycetes; Mycosphaerellales; Teratosphaeriaceae
Exons: 4
Source: RefSeq, a predicted model, not a curated record
CUGUUCUCAGGACAUGCCUCUCAACCAGCAGUCUACACUGUCACGAUAUGCUUUUCCAUCCUGUCUUGCGUGGUCGUCGGCCUGAGAUUGACCACUCGCCUGGCUAUUGUACGGCAGACUGGAUGGGAUGACGUUCUUAUUUCGCUUGCCUGCGUACGUAUGUUUCUUACCAGAUGGACCUGCUGUCUCUGCUCACAAGUCUUAGCAAAACACGGCAUGGGCCUCCACUUGCACUCGCUCACCCCCGAGCUGAUAGUGACGACAACGAAAUGGCUCUGGACCUUCUUUUGGCUCUACUAUGCCUCCUUGAGCUUUACCAAGCUGUCUCUUCUCCUGCAAUACCUGCGCAUCUUUCCACAUCCGAGGUUCGUUCGAGCCUGCCAUACACUCCUCGUGAUCGUCGCGGUCUGGUCAGUAUGGGCAGUGUUCAGCGGCAUCUUCAACUGCGCGCCGAUGUCACUGUUUUGGACCUCGUCCGUGUGGAACCCGCCCGGAUGCAUUCCUCGUCUGCCCCUGUGGUACUCUAACUCUGCGAUCAAUAUUGUCACGGACUUCGCUACCGCGCUGCUGCCCAUUCCAAUAAUCCACACUCUGGCAAUACCCAAGCGCCAGAAGAACAUGCUCUUGUGUGUUUUCGCAGCUGGACUAUUCACGUGCUUGGUAUCGAUCCUACGACUGAUAUACAUCUAUCCGCUGGCAGUCUCGCCAGAUGUGACCUGGGAUGCACCACUGGUAACCAUCUGGUCCUGCGUCGAGGCCAACACGGCCAUUCUGUGUGCUUGCGUGCCGACACUCAAGGGUCUCGUGCAGAGGUACUAUCCAAAGCUGCUCGACUCGGUGCGCUCGACGCCC